Molecule: messenger RNA, 699 nt
Organism: Cladophialophora psammophila CBS 110553
Lineage: Eukaryota; Fungi; Ascomycota; Eurotiomycetes; Chaetothyriales; Herpotrichiellaceae
Exons: 1
Coding region: 1-699 (232 amino acids)
Source: RefSeq, a predicted model, not a curated record
AUGUAUUCUCCCGUGGCAGCAAUUCAGCGUAACUGGAGGGCUUUCAGUCCCAUUGAGAAGCGGAAUAUUAUACGCUGCAUAAUUGGUAUCAUGUUCUACAAGUUUGGUCUGGAGGCUUUUACCGGUUCCAUCAUUGCUCUGGCUACCAAUCGGUACGAUUACGACGCUGCUAGCCAUAAUACCACGUCGAUCACUUUUGAACGGAUCGGCCUUCUUACGGGCUUGAACCAAGCUUUCCAAUGCUUUGGAUCGAUUAUCAUUGCUCCCCUGGUUCGCCGGUUCGCUACCAAGAAUGUGUUGACGACUGCCAGUUUCGUUUUCGGACUAUUUUCUGCCAUUCUACUCAUCGUCGACGGGAGUACUGGUGGUCACAUUAAACCAUCAAACUGGUCACAGACUCAUGAUAAAGACGAUUUCUCCUAUUAUGGUGACUACAAUACAGACGGCAUUAUUCCAAUAUACUGCUUUGCAGGCAUCGGCUACGGAAUGGUGGAACUGAUCCGAAGGAUCAUCCCCCGGGAUAUUGUGAGUGGAAACGUAGAGAAGCUACGUUGUAUGGAUGCAUUAGUCCAUAUAUUCUACGAGGUCUCAGGCACGGCCGGUUCACUAUAUACCGCAUUAGCCUUAAUACCAGGAUUAGGAAACAACUUCUCAUUUAUUGUCACACCUAUUCUGUUCGCGUGCGCUUCUUACGUAUAG